AUGACGAUAAUCAGAAAUCAGAAAAACUCAAAACGAGAUGAUUUACAAGGCAUUCGAGGCUUGGCUAUUCUCUCGGUUCUUGGUUUUCAUUUUUAUCCCAGACAAUUUCCAAAUGGAUAUUUAGGAGUCGAUCAAUUCUUUGUUUUAUCGGGUUUUUUGAUGUGUAUGCUACUCACAAAAUCUAAAAAACUCCCGAUAUUUUCCUUUUUCACUCAAUUCUACAUUCGUCGAUUCAAACGGAUACUUCCCUUGUAUUUUUUAGUCAUUUUAUGUACAGUCAUUGCUCUCUACACAGUUUUCCCAACCGCUGCAAUUCUUCAAAAUCAAAUGUCCGCUGGAAAAGCAUUGAUAUUUACAUCUAACAGAGCCCACACUGAAGAUGAAGACUAUUUCGAGAAGCUUGCAGUGGCCAUGGAUCUAUUCACGCAUACUUGGUCUCUAUCAGUCGAGAUUCAAUUCUAUUUCAUUAUUCCAUUCAUUUUUUUAAUUGGCCUCCAACUAAAAGGAGCAUCCAGAUACAUCUAUUAUGCAUGCCUUUCUGGGUUAUCAUUCAUCUUUCAUGCCACUUCUCCGACUUCCGUUGCUUUUAACAGUGUUUUUGCAAGAAUCUGGCAGUUUUCAGUUGGAAUGAUGGCAUAUUUUAUGGCCGAUAGCCAGAAAAGGAACACAAUUCUCUAUAAGUCAUUAGGAAACAUGGAGAAGGAAGCUGAAAAGGUAUUGGAGGAUGGCAGAGUUAUGAAAAGAGAAGAAGGAGUGGGAAUAAUUAUUUUGGUAAAGCAUACUGUUCUAAUUAUAUCAAUGUUGGUUAUGCUGAUUCCUGUAGAGCUUACUCCACUUCCAGUUAGAUUAUUCAUCACUAUUUUCACUGGUAUAUUAAUAGUACUAGAUGUGGAAGAUGCGGUUUUAACUUCUCAAUUUUUGAUCUAUAUCGGGGAUAUAUCCUAUGCACUAUAUCUGAUUCAUUGGCCAAUUUAUGCUUAUGCCAAACUGACAUAUCCAGGAAACACAUGGAUUCUUACAUCAGCGCUUAUAAUUUCGAUUCUUUUGGCAAUGUUGGUUCAUCAGACCUACGAACGGUGGUAUUUGAGACAAUCGAACAAUAUGAUUGCCACUUUGGUCAUUAUUUUGUUUUCCUCAAAUGCAAUUUUCAUUUACCGGGAUCAAAUUCAAGAAAAUGUGGAUAGAACAAUGAAUAAUACAGUAUCUUCUGAUGGAAAAUAUCCGAGAUUUGAUGGAUGGACACCAAACAUGACAUUGGAUGACGCGCAAAAAAUGAACUAUCAUUGGAAUCGAUAUGAUAUCAACGAUCCGAAGCUCAGAGAGUCUGGAUGCGUACAUAAAUUUCCGAAUAAAAACUGGUGUGAGUACCCGGGUAAUGGAACUGAAUACAAAAUUGCUAUUCUCGGAAGUAGCUACGCUCGAAAUCAUUAUAAACUGAUUAUCCAAGAGUGUAGAAAUCGAGCGAAGGCUUUUACAACGGCUGAUGUCAUGGGUUGUGAACCUAUUGCUGCACCUCAUAUUCCUGUGGAUAAUGGACGAGCGUUUGCAAAAACAUGGUCUCCUACGUGUGCCAAUCAUCUGAUUAUGUUUGUGGACUUCAUUAAUACGACUCAACCAGAUUACGCAUUCAUCAUGUCAAGAUUUUUCGCCGUAGCGGAACCCUAUAACAAUGGACCCGAUAACUUGAAUAAUGAUACGGUGUAUUUGGAAAUGAAAAGUCAAUUGAAGAAAAUGCUUCCGAAUAUCAAAAAAAAAUUGUUCAUUCUGGAUUCGUUUCCGAGAAUUCAAACCAAAGAAAUUGCAAAGAUUGCUGAAGAAAUGAAAAAAGGGAACAAGAAAAUGGAAGAUAUCAAUAAAUCGUUGUAUGACCCGUUCCAUUAUGAAAGGGGACGCCAUCGUUAUGCUGAAUUGGUGAAAAAUGAAUGUGGACCGAAAUGUGAACUGAUUGACUACGUAGAUGCAUUCUGGAACAAAACCAUGAAUGCGUUUCAGUAUUUUGAUUCGAAUGGAUUCACAUAUUUUACAAGUAUCAAUCAUGUAUCGGCUCAUGGACUGGAACACGUUCGACCGAUUUAUAACAAAAUUUGUUCUGGGUUAUAG
Messenger RNA from Caenorhabditis briggsae, 2100 nucleotides. Bases 1 to 2100 code for a protein of 699 amino acids. NCBI's taxonomy places the organism in Eukaryota, Metazoa, Nematoda, Chromadorea, Rhabditida, Rhabditidae. Gene Ontology annotation, cellular component: membrane. Gene Ontology annotation, biological process: polysaccharide biosynthetic process. The transcript is spliced from 11 exons. The record is from RefSeq and is a predicted model, not a curated record. Gene Ontology annotation, molecular function: acyltransferase activity, transferring groups other than amino-acyl groups.